Molecule: messenger RNA, 2898 nt
Organism: Macadamia integrifolia
Lineage: Eukaryota; Viridiplantae; Streptophyta; Magnoliopsida; Proteales; Proteaceae
Product: receptor like protein 27-like
Exons: 1
Coding region: 1-2898 (965 amino acids)
Molecular function (GO): protein binding
Source: RefSeq, a predicted model, not a curated record
AUGCACUAUCAUUUCCAUCCAAAAUCCAAUUACCAUCCUCUCAAGUCUUGGGAUAAUCCCAAUACUGAUUGCUGCUACUGGGAGGGCAUCAUCUGUGAUAUCACCAAUGGUCAUGUCAUUGGCCUUAGUCUCUCUCAUUCAUCACUCUAUGGUUCUAUCCAUUACAAUAGCACCCUCUUCCAUCUUCAUCACCUUCAGAUGCUUAAACUCUCUGGGAACCAUCUUUCAGGGUGUAUUCCAUCAGAAAUAUCACAACUCACAGAUUUGGUUUCUCUUGAUCUUUCUUUCAACCGAUUUGGGGGCCAAAUUCCAUCUGAAUUAUCACGGCUGACUAAGCUCAUUUUCCUUGACCUUUCUGGCUAUAGGUUUACCCAAUUUGAAAUCUCUACAGACUGGUUUUCCCAACUUGAAAUCCCUACAGAUUGGUUUUCCCAACUUGAAAUCCUUGAUCUUAGAAAAUUUGUUCAAAACCUAUCUAGCUUGAGAGAGUUGCAUCUUGAUGGCGUGAACUUGUCAGCUCCAAAUAAUAGGGAUUGGUGUCACCCGUUAUCAUCCGCACUUCCUAACCUUCAUGUGCUUUCAAUGAGGAAUUGUUCACUUAUAGGCCCUUUGGAUGCAUCGAUCUCAAGCCUUCGCUUCCUCUCAGAGCUCUACUUGGACUUUAACCGAAAUCUCUCUUCCAUUGUACCUAGUUCUCUGGUGAACCUCACUUCUUUGACUGAUUUUAGCCUCUGGCAUUGCAACUUUUCUGGACCAAUCCCACCUUCUCUUGCAAACCUUACUCAUCUUACUGAAUUAGAUCUUUCAGAGAACAGUUUCAGUGGUCAAAUCCCUUCCUUCUUCAGGAGAAACUUUCCCAGCCUUGAGGUACUCUGGUUAGAAAACAAUUUGCUUCAAGGCCCCAUCCAUUCUUAUCUAUAUUUUCUUCCAUCCUUGCGUGUGUUGGACUUAUCUGAUAAUCAAUUCAGUGGGAUAAUAAAUGAGCCUACUCACAACAUAUCUUCUUUUUCUAGUCCACUAAAGUUUUUCUUAAGUGGAAACCACUUGAAAGGACAAGACCUGGUGAGAUCAAUUUCCAAGAUCAAUGGAACAUUUGAACUCCUUGACCUUUCAUUCAAUGACUUCGGCUACCUAAUGGAAGGUACAAAUCUUUCUUAUGAUUGCAGUCACAACUUUAUCAAUGCUCAAAUUCAUGAAUUGUGGAUGAUAUCUUGCAAUCUUAGUAAAUUCCCAGAUUUCCUUAGGAACCAAAAGGAAUUGACUUAUCUAGAACUUCCUAGCAAUCGAAUUGGUGGUGCCAUACCCAAUUGGAUAUGGCAAAAGAAUUUGUCACGAGUAGGACUUUUUAACAACUCAUUGGCACGUCUGGAAUUGCCAUUACCUAAUCACUUCUUCAACAUUGAAAUACUUAAUCUUCAAUCAAACAUGAUACAAGAGUAUCUACCAACAGCUUCCAAUCAAUCUAAUAGUGAGUUUGAGUCUUCCAUCUUAGGGAAUCUCACAUCCCUUCUCUCUAAAUCCAGUUUCCAAUUUUCAAUUUCAGAUAACAAAUUAACUGGAAAAAUCCCUUUCUCAAUCUGCAAUGCAAGUAAUCUUGAUUUUUUGGAUUUGUCCAAUAAUCAAUUGAGUGGUACUGUCCCAACAUGCCUCGGUAGUAGCAACUUGAGGGUGCUAAAGUUAGAGAGCAACAAAUUAAUUGGAAAAAUCCCUUUCUCAAUCUGCAAUGCAAGGUAUCUAGAUAUUUUGGAUUUGUCCAAAGACUUCUUGAGUGGCACUAUCCCAACAUGCUUGGGCAAUAGCAACUUGGGCGUACUAAAUUUAGAGAGCAACAAAUUAGAUGGACCCAUUCCUCCCGCUUUCAAAGAUGGAUGCAUUCUACAUACACUCAAACUCAAUAAUAAUACGCUUCAAGGAAAAGUUCCAAGAUCAUUGGGCAACUGCAAGGAACUAAAGGUGUUAGAUGUUGGGUACAACCAAUUGAAUGAUACUUUCCCAUAUUGGUUGGGAAAUCUCUCAGCGUUGCAGGUUUUUGUCAUGAGAUCUAACAAAUUUGGUGGUCCCAUUGCUCAACUUUCCCAAGCUGAUUCUCCCUUUCCAAGCCUACAUGUCAUUGACCUCUCUUUCAAUGGUUUUACAGGAAACUUACCAUUGCAAUAUAUUCUUCAUUGGAAGGCAAUGAUGACUGCUGAGAACAAUUCAGAUUUGAAUUAUAUCAGUUUCCAUGAAAAGUUUUCCGACAACUACUAUCAAGAUACAGUUGCUAUUGUAUACAAAGGACUAUACCUGGAAAUGACAAGAAUUUUAACAACCCUCGUCACCAUAGAUCUAUCCAACAACAACUUCAAAGGAAAGAUUCCAGAUGCUUUGGGAAAUUUAAAAGCACUUAAGGUACUCAACUUGUCAGGAAAUAGCCUCAUAGGUCAAAUUCCAUUUUUUUUAGGGAAUCUAAGUGAACUUGAGUCGCUAGAUCUUUCAAGAAACAAACUUUCAGGAGAAAUCCCAAGGCAAUUGACAAGUUUGACCUUUCUUUCAGUCUUGAAUGUAUCAUAUAAUAACCUCGUAGGAGGUAUACCACAAGGGAGCCAAUUUGACACCUUUUCAAAUGAUUCCUAUGAAGGAAAUGCAGAAUUAUGUGGGUUGCCUUUGUCAAGGAAGUGUGGAAUAUCUGAUAGAGGAUUACCUCCAGCAUCAAUGUCCCAACAAAAUGAUGAUUCAAAACCUCUACUUGAUUGGAAAUUUGUCGUAGCUGGGUAUUGCUCUGGUUUAAUAAUUGGAUUGGUUGCUGGACAACAAUUGUUUUGGAGAAACAACCAAUACUUGGGAUGUAUUUUGAGAAUCAGAGGAUCCAAGCAGAUCAGAAAAGGAAGAAAGAGGAAACACCACAAUAGAGGGAAAUGA